UUUUUAACGCUUCAUAUCACUUCAGGCUGUUCUCAGAUAAUAGAGACUAUUGUAAGCACCAUGUGGAGAGGUCAGCUGGCAGUCACUGAAGAAGGAACAGGGAGUUCCAUGGUUCUCCCUGAAUGUGUUGUGCAGUGCAUUAGUGGCCAGCCUGCAUUGGGAGCAGAUCCUAAACAGAUUAGUGGCCGCUUAGCUCGAGCUGGUCGACCUGUACAUGAAUUGGAUGAAGAAACAAGAAGAGAGCUGGAAGCAGCAGCCAGUGAGGAACUACUAAGAUGUUUAUUGCUGAUGCCAGCACAUCCUGCUAAGUUGCCAGAAAAUACAUUACCUGUCUUGCCAGAGACCAGCAUCAGCACCACACAGUGGCCAGAAUAUGUAGCUUUAGCUGAAGCAGAAAUAGAGGCAGAGAGAUGUCUGCAAGCCAAGCAUCAAGCUGGUGAUUUGUUAGGAGGUCUGGCCCCACCACCUCCUCCAGAUGCCAUACUUACACUUGAAGCUGCACAGCUGACGAAGCUCUUCACCAAAAGUGGGCAGCCUUCUGAAAGAGUUCGGCAAAGAAUGACCAAACAUGUAUCCUGUGGCCCAUACCCUUUCAAAAGCAAGCUGUCUCUGCAAGAAGUGAAGGGUUUGCUUUGGCCAGAAGCUCUCUACGCACGACACCAUGGCAUUUAUUACAAUGUAGACGAGCGACAUGAAAAGUUCGCCGAGCAUUGCAACCAGGUUAGGGCUCGAUAUAUCAGACAAGAGACUGCAUCUACUUGUACAGUCUUCCAAGACAAAGAAGUUGCCUAUGUCACUGUAUCAUCCCACAAGCUUGCCAGUAAAGAUAAAGACCAGAAAGCCACAAAAUCUACCAAGGAGGACCAAGGUAGAACUGGGAAGAGAUACAGUGCAAGACUAAAUGAUGCAGACAAUGCAAGUCUAAAGAGUGACCACAGCUCAAGGCAGCCGGGGCAAGUCCUGAGAAGGUCUCCUCGCAAGCACCCAAAGCAGUCAGAAAACAUGUCAAAGAGGUCUCCUCGCAAAUCAGGUGACGGAAGUAGGAAAUCUGCAGGUCUAGGCAAUCUUAUGAAGCCCUCAGACCUGUUGCAACCUUCAGCUGCUCGAGGGCCUCUCAGGAGUGCCAAUCCACAUAGCAAGAGGUAUCCCAAACCAGCUGAUCUCAGUGAUUUGCAUAAACAGAAACUCCGAAUGGCAGUAGUGGAGGCUCUCGACCAAGAGGGAAUAAAAAUGAAGGAUCCUCUUUUUAAGGUGUGCUUUAAGAAGCUCUUCACUGUCUGCCGACCCUUUGCCCUUGAUGUCAUCGGCCAGGGGUCAACCAGUCGCAAUAUGGAGAAAAUAGCCAAGUCUCAUGUCAAGCAGGUCAUUGAGUUUGAGAGAUUUAAGACCAAGAAGAGAUAAAAAUAUACUCAACUAUUUACCAGUGCUUGUAAUUUCUUCUUUUUUUUUUUCGAUUUUGUCAAUCAUAAUAUCCUUGUAUAGGUCAUCCAAAGAAUUCAGCAUGAUCACAAGCUCAGUUACUUUUGUCUGUGUACAUCCAAAAUAAAAUAUAUAUUUUGUACAGUAAUCAGAAUAUAUAUACAUAUUUUCUACUCCUUUCCAUACUUUUACAUUUGUGUUAGGUAAUGUGUAUAAAUGUAAAUGUAAUUUUCUAAUAAAAUCAACUA
This is a messenger RNA of Penaeus vannamei (Pacific white shrimp), 1667 nucleotides long. Lineage: Eukaryota; Metazoa; Arthropoda; Malacostraca; Decapoda; Penaeidae. The record is from RefSeq and is a predicted model, not a curated record.